Messenger RNA from Girardinichthys multiradiatus, 3426 nucleotides. RefSeq names its product leucine rich repeat and Ig domain containing 4b (gene lingo4b). The transcript has 3 exons. The record is from RefSeq and is a predicted model, not a curated record. NCBI's taxonomy places the organism in Eukaryota, Metazoa, Chordata, Actinopteri, Cyprinodontiformes, Goodeidae. The coding region runs from base 462 to 2273 and encodes 603 amino acids. Gene Ontology annotation, molecular function: protein binding.
GAUGCGGAGCAGCAGCAGCAGCAGCAGCAGCACGUCAGAGUGAAGCCACAUCUCCACCUCAUCACACAAGACAGACAAAGCCAACCUAAAUUAUUUUAGUGCCAUAAUUAUCUGAGAACUCCCCAAGGUAUUUGACAGUCAGAGAAGGAAUUAAUGAAAGGAAGAGGGCGGAGUAAACCGCCGCCACUGUGGUGCGACAGAUGUUGGGGAAUUCUUGUUGAAUGUGAAGAAAAGGAGGAAGAGGAGGGCGAGGGAGACUGUCCUGAACUCGGAUGAGCAUGUGAGCGUUAAAGCCAGAAAGGAUUUGCGAUGAUGAUUCCUUCCCUGAAAACAUCCACUGGACAUUUGGAGAAAUGCUUUAGAACCAGACCACUUCCCUACAGAGGACCUAACUCAAGAAUGGUUCCUGCAUAACUGGUUAUGAAAAUCUGCACUCCAAGUCUGAAAAGGCAGGGGGUAAGAUGUUUGUGGAGUCAGUUGUUCGAUGGUGUGUGUGGAGCAUCCUGCUACAGUUUGGACUAGGUGUAUCUGCAGGAGGCUGUCCUACACGCUGUAUGUGCCGACUUGAGGCAAGAGAAGCGAUUUGCUCUGGCAAAUAUUUGACUUCUGUGCCAGAGGGUUUCUCCAACGAUGCCAGGCGUUUGGAUUUAUCCCGCAAUAGGAUUAAAACUGUGGGACGUCGUCAAUUCUCUGGCCUACUGCAACUUCAAGAGCUGGACCUCAGUGAUAAUAUAAUCUCCAUGAUUGAGGUAGAGGCUUUUUUGGGCCUUAGGAAUCUUAGGACACUUCGAAUUAAGAAUAACCGUCUCAAGAUCCUUCCAGUUGGGGUGUUCUCAGGCCUGUCCAGCCUUCGCUUUGUGGAUUUGAGCCAGAAUGAGAUUCUGGUCUUCUUGGACUACACAUUUAAAGAAAUGGCCAAUCUUCAAAGACUGGAAGCCGGAGAGAAUGACCUUGUCUUCAUCUCUCAAAGGGCUUUCUUUGGUCUGCAGAAUCUACAAGAGCUUAACUUAGACCGCAGCAACCUGACCUCCAUUCCCAGUGAAGCCUUGUCUCAACUCCAGAGUCUGGCAAAACUUCGCAUGAUACGCCUAACUAUUUCUGCAAUACCCAACAACGCUUUCCGACGACUCCACCGUUUGCAAAGCCUCAUGAUCUCAAACUGGCCAGCAUUGGACACAGUGGCUGCCAGCAGUCUAAUUGGUCUAAAUUUGACCUCGCUUGUCAUUAGUAGCUGCAACCUAAGCUCAAUUCCUUAUGCAGCACUUCGUCAUCUAGUGUAUCUGCGCUUUCUAGACCUGUCCUACAACCCUAUCAAUGUCAUCCAGGGUAACCUGCUGGGGGAUCUCCUGAGACUCCAGGAGUUGCAUCUUGCAGGGUCAAGUCUGUUACAAAUAGAGCCAGGAGCCUUCAAGGGACUGUCCUUUUUUCACAUGCUUAAUGUAACAUCAAAUCAGCUUACUACUUUAGAGGAGAGUGUUUUCCAUUCUGUGGGGAACCUUCAGGUGUUGCGGUUGGAUGGGAAUCCCCUUGCAUGUGAUUGCCGACUUCUGUGGGUGGUCCGUCGCAGGCUGCGCUUGAACUUUGAUGGACAUCAGCCCACUUGUUUUUCUCCUGAUAGGGUGAAACAUCGGGAGUUCAGAGAGUUCUCAGAAAAGGAACUUCCAAAGCUUUUCACCUGUCGUCCUGCUCGUAUCUUGGACCGCAGGCCACAGGAGGUGAGAGUGGAAGAGAGUACCACGGUUCAGUUUUCCUGCAAGGCUGAUGGGGAUCCAUUACCGGUGUUCACCUGGAUUUUCUCUCAUAAGACUGUGAUCUCUGCUUCAGGAAGAAUUAGAGUUUUGCCGAACGGUACUCUUGAGGUGCGUUUUGCCCAGGUACAGGACAGUGGUACAUAUCAGUGCCUGGCAGGAAAUGCAGCUGGCAAUGACAGCCUAACUGUGGGUCUACAUGUGAAGGGACUCCCACGUAACAGAUCCAUUCCUUUGUUCACAGAAGAAGACUGGGUUGAGCCUUCAACUGCCCAAGCUGCCAACUCUUCAGCACAAAUGGCCAAGCCGUACCCAUUUGAUGCAAAGACCCUGAUCAUCGCCACCACCAUGGGCUUCCUGUCAUUCUUCAGUUCUGUGGCCAUCUGUUUUGUCUUCAUGUUUUUCUGGAGUCAGAGCAAAGGUCAGAUCAAGCACACAGCAACUAUUGACUUUGUUCCUCGGUCUUCUGUUGGUGGAGGAGGGGAUGGAGGUGAUGGUGGCAGGUUUACUAUGAAGCUUAUUUAAAGAGAUGUAAGGUGAUGAGACAAGUCUCUAAAUGAAGUACAUCCACUAUAUGGCUCAAAGACAUGAUCUGCACUGAAUUCUCCUUGAGAAAGCAACCAGAGUAAGUUCUUUAAGACUAUGCCAGCCCCUCUGAGUUUUAGAGCUGGAAGUUACAUCAGUGGCUUUUUUCUGUCGUCUGAGUAAACACAGUCUCAUAAUCCUUGGGCUGUAAAGUUGCUGUGCAUUUGCUCUGCAUAUGUUUUCGACAUAUACUUUUAGCCAGAAUGUGCUUACUGGAGCUUUUUUUUAUUAUUUUAAGUAACAGUGCUAAAGAAUUAUCAUUAGGUUUAACUGUUCUUGUAUGAAAUUGUAGUAAAUUUGAAAUGUGCACUUCUUGAAAAAUAUGAAACAGACCAGAUGUUUUACUAAUGUACUCCAUCUUAUCUUCUCAUGCGAGAACUGGCUUUAAUUCUGUAACAUGAAAAUUGUAAGUAUAGUCAUAGAUUAGACAAAUAAUAUCUGACUUUAAACCAAAUGUUUUAUGAUUUUAAAGAUUUGUUUUAUUUUUUUAAGGUUGUUGCAUUGGAAAAAAAAAACAACAAAUGUUCAGCCUUUUUUCUAUAGCACUUAAAUCACUACGUAGGAGUGUCAAGCUACUAAUAGCAAGCCAUACUGUACAUAGGAAUGUAUCCCAACUGUUUCACAUUUUAGACUUCUGCCUUUCCUUUUGUUACACAAAUUCACCUUAUUAUAACUUUAGCUGACUGUUCAUUCUAUCAAAGCAUGCUAAGAUUUCUCUUUUUUAUAUUCAUGAGACAUAUUUUAUAAUGUAACUACACAAAACAGAGAAAUAUGUGCCUCAGUAACAUUCUCACCAUCGACAGAGAGAAUGCUCACCUGAACAAUAUUGUCUUGUUAAUAUUUAGGUAGGGGCAAUGUGUGUCCUUUGUUUAUUGCAUCAUUUUAUCUAGUUCUGGGGAUCAGUGUCCCUCAAAUAUGCCACUCGUAGUGCAUGUGUGCUUAAUUUAGUAUAUGCACAAUGUCAUAUAGAAAAUCAGUGCUUAAUGACACCUGGAAAGGAUGUAUUUAAAAACAGCACACAUGCAUUAACUUGUUUAUUUACUGUAAAUUACUUUUUUUCAGCCUGUUAUUAAAUGCCGAUCUCAAUCUUCAA